UUUUUUGGAAGGCCCAAACCCAAGUCCGAGAAACCAAUGACCGGCUCACCAGAUGCUGAAGAUGGCAUGCAAGACCACUUUCAAGAGCAACGAUGCCUUGAAUGGGGCGACUGGAGGGUCCUUUGCAUAUGCUACAAGACCGAAAGCACCCACUGGUUGACUUGAAAUGACCAUGCCACUGUUGCCAGGGUAUCCUUGGGCCUUCUGCAAAGGUUGCAAGUGGGGUUCCUCCACAUACUUUGGGCCGGUAGAGAACCAGAUUAAAACAAUCGAGCUGGGAAGGGCGGUACAAGAGGCCCCAUGGCUUUGGGCCGGUAGCCAAAGAACGUGAAGACAGCAUCAAGCCAGGCAUGGCGUAGCAAUUGGUCCCAUGGCUUUGGGCCGGUUGGGCAAGCAGCAGCACGAAGAAACUAUCACAUAAAAUUCACAUCCUCAAAAAACAAAAACAAGCAGUUGAGAACCCAUCCAUUCCUUCAUAGUUUAACCAACAACGAAAACAAGCAGUUCAGAACCCCCAUCGUUUGACCAACAACACCAUGACGACAGUUUCUUUCACCUCGACGACCAGUCCCAAUGUGGCCGCUGCGUUUGACUGCAGUGCCCAAGAUUGCAACUUUGUGCUGUACGAAGCGAUGCAUGAUCCCGUGUUUCUGCACAAUGCCCUCAAGUUGGCGCGUAAAAAGCUGGACAAAACCAGCAUCAUGAUUCCCAGCAGCGACCUCAAGGAAAAGCCAAAGAAUCCCGCAAAGGCAUCGCUUCAAGGUUACACUGAGGAACAGUUUGGUCUACAAGACGAUGAACGCGACCAAGAGCUCUUUCGGCGUCAUCGCAACUGCGAGGAUGGCUGCAAUGAUGGGAUCGACUGGACGACCACUACCCUCAACUGUGUCAAGUCCGAAAGUCCGUUGUUUCACAAUCUCGAGCACGGCACUGCCGGCAAAACUACCAUGCGAAGCCACACGGCGACAACCUCCAUGACGAGACAAAAGAAGAGGGGCCCGCCCCAAAAGAAGCCCGUUGUUGUUCCCGCCAACAAAAAGAAGACCAUUCAUAAUCCUAGUAGGUUGAUUCACUUGGGUAUUGUGGCAGCAACUUGCAUUGAAUGCGACGAAGAGACUGCUAAUGAUCUCAACUAACUGCGAAACCGGGGCUCCCAAACUUGUAUACCUUCUUGUCUCAGAAAAGAUAACUUUAUUGUAAUAUUGUGAGUUGUAUUGC
Messenger RNA from Seminavis robusta, 1218 nucleotides. Lineage: Eukaryota; Bacillariophyta; Bacillariophyceae; Naviculales; Naviculaceae. The record is from the annotation of a GenBank genome assembly.